Molecule: messenger RNA, 2211 nt
Organism: Lycium ferocissimum
Lineage: Eukaryota; Viridiplantae; Streptophyta; Magnoliopsida; Solanales; Solanaceae
Product: probably inactive leucine-rich repeat receptor-like protein kinase At5g48380
Exons: 2
Coding region: 113-1981 (622 amino acids)
Biological process (GO): protein phosphorylation
Molecular function (GO): protein kinase activity; ATP binding
Source: RefSeq, a predicted model, not a curated record
CACUUGCAGUCUUAAAUUUUCUUGCUGGAUUUAGCUCAGGAGAAAUUGGAUUUGUUCUUGCAAUGCAUUUUUUCAGUCAACUGCUUAAUUAGGACCUUUGAUUGAUGCGGUUAUGACUGAGCCCCUCACCAAGAUGGUUUUGGAUAAAAGAGCUCUUACCACUCUUGUUGCUAUUGUAAUCUACUUGGUCUUGAGUUUCUCCCUUUGCUGUGCUCUUCAAGGCGACAUUGACUGUCUGAAAUCUAUAAAAUAUUCAUUAGAAGAUCCAUUGAAUUACUUGAACUCUACAUGGAAUUUCGAUAAUCAGACCGAAGGUUUCAUCUGCAAAUUUACUGGGAUUCAGUGCUGGCAUAUUGAUGAAAACAGGGUUCUGAGUAUCAGUCUUCCUGACAUGGGUCUAAGGGGAAAUUUUCCACGUGGUCUUAAGAAUUGCUCCUCUAUUACAUCAUUAGAUCUUUCGAGCAACAAGCUCAAUGGAAGUAUUCCAACUGAUAUCUCCAAAAUUAUAGGUUUUGUGGUAAACCUAGAUCUCUCAUCCAACCAUCUAUCAGGGGAAAUUCCAGUGGAUCUUGCAAACUGCUCUUUUUUGAAUAACAUUAAACUUGAAAACAACCGGCUUACAGGUCCAAUUCCUCCACAAUUUGGCCUGCUUGGUCGGCUCAAGACUUUUAAUUUAGCGAACAAUCAAUUGACUGGGCCAGUUCCAAAUUUCAUAAAUGUAACUAUUCCUGCUGAGAGCUAUGCCAAUAAUCCUGGACUCUGUGGGGGACCGUUAUCUCCUUGCCGGGGUCCUCCUAAGAAUCCCCGUAUUGGAAUCAUUGUCGGUGCAGCAGUUGGUGGGGUCACUUUAGGUGCUGUAUUGUUGACUUUCGGUAUGAUCUUCUAUUUGAGAAAGAUAUCCAGGAAAAGGAAAAAGGAUGACGAUCCUGAAGGGAAUAAAUGGGCUAAGAGUAUUAAGGGUUCCAAGGCAAUCCAGCUUUCAAUGUUUGAGAAGUCUACUUCAAAAAUGAGAUUAAGUGAUCUCAUGAAGGCCACCAACAACUUCAGCAAAAACAAUAUUAUUGGGUCAGGAAGAACGGGGACUUUUUACAGAGCAGUACUUGAUGAUGGCACUUCACUUAUGGUUAAGAGGCUGCAGAAUACUCAACACUCGGAGAAAGAGUUUAUGUCUGAGAUGGCUACUUUGGGAAAUGUAAAGCACCGUAACCUGGUUCCUCUUUUAGGUUUCUGCAUGGCAAAAAAAGAAAGGCUGUUGGUCUACAAAGACAUGCCAAAUGGGACCUUGCAUGAUAAGUUACAUUCACUGAGUGAGGGGGAAAAAACUCUAGAUUGGCCUAUGAGACUCAAAAUCGGCAUUGGAGCAGCCAAAGGAUUUGCAUGGCUUCACCACACCUGCAAUCCUCGUAUCAUUCACAGAAAUAUUAGUUCGAAAUGCAUCUUGUUGGACGUGGAAUAUGAACCGAAAAUAUCAGAUUUCGGACUUGCUAGGCUCAUGAAUCCAAUCGACACUCAUUUGAGUACCUUUGUCAACGGAGAAUUCGGGGACUUCGGUUAUGUUGCUCCCGAGUACGCACGAACUCUCAUGGCUACACCAAAAGGUGAUGUGUUCAGUUUUGGUGUUGUACUGCUCGAGUUAGUAACCGGAGAGUUACCGACUUCUGUGACCAAUGCUCCUGAGACCUUUAAGGGGAAUUUGGUGGAAUGGAUCUCACAACUCUCUGGUGAAUCUAAGCUUCAAGACGCAAUCGACCAGUCAUUGUUGAGUAAAGGUCAUGACAGUGAGAUUUUCCAGGUCCUUAAAGUUGCUAGCCGAUGUGUGUUGUCUGCUGUUCCUAAGGAGAGGCCGACAAUGUUUGAAGUGUACCAGCUUUUGAGAGCUAUCGGAGAGCGAUAUCAUUUCACAACUGAUGAUGACAUUUUGAUGAUGCCUACAGAGAGUGAUAGCGGAUUUCAAAUGGACGACCUCAUUGUUGCUCAAUAAGUAAAAGAGGCUCGUCGAUAAUGGUUGAGCAAGUAAGAUACAGUAUUUAAUAGAAUCAUAGUCCUUUGAAAUUGUAGGUUGUUGUCUGUUAUGCAUAAUCUUUUCUAUCAUGUACAAAUACCACGUUCUCUAUCUAUAUAUCAUUCUGUAAGUCCCUUCUUCUUAGCUACCCAACUAUGUAAUUUGUGCUUUUUUUUUUUUCCCUCUGUAUUUUUAAUGGUUAAGAGAUU